Messenger RNA from Ochotona princeps (American pika), 1899 nucleotides. It is a transcript of the gene GBX1, whose product is annotated as gastrulation brain homeobox 1. Gene Ontology annotation, molecular function: RNA polymerase II transcription regulatory region sequence-specific DNA binding; DNA-binding transcription factor activity, RNA polymerase II-specific. The record is from RefSeq and is a predicted model, not a curated record. The transcript has 3 exons. The coding region runs from base 122 to 1315 and encodes 397 amino acids. Gene Ontology annotation, cellular component: nucleus. Gene Ontology annotation, biological process: regulation of nervous system development; regulation of transcription by RNA polymerase II. NCBI's taxonomy places the organism in Eukaryota, Metazoa, Chordata, Mammalia, Lagomorpha, Ochotonidae.
AGCCCGCGCCCCGCCGCCACCUCGGCCCGGGGAGCCGGCGAGCGAGCCCUGCGUGUCCGCGCGGGGCGCACGGCUGCGCCCGGAGCGGAGCGCCCCGGGGCGGCCGCAGCUCCCCGGCGCCAUGCAGAGAGCCGGAGGCGGCGGCGCCCCCGCAGCCAGCGGCGGGGGCGGCGGCGGGGGCCCCGGCACCGCCUUCUCCAUCGACUCCCUCAUCGGCCCGCCGCCGCCGCGCUCCGGCCACUUGCUCUACACCGGUUACCCCAUGUUCAUGCCCUACCGGCCGCUCGUGCUGCCGCAGGCGCUGGCCCCCGCGCCGCUGCCCGCCGGCCUGCCGCCCCUUGCCCCGCUCGCCUCCUUUGCCGGCCGCCUCACCAACACCUUCUGCGCGGGGCUGGGCCAGGCUGUGCCCUCGAUGGUGGCGCUGACCACCGCGCUGCCCAGCUUCGCCGAACCGCCCGACGCCUUCUACGGGCCCCCGGAGCUCUCCGCUGCCGCCGCCGCCGCUGCAGCCGCCGCUGCCGCCGCCACUGCCUCCCGGAACAACCCCGACUCGGGCGCCCGGCGCCCGGAGGGCGCACUGGAAGCGGAGGAGCUGCUGCCGGCCCGGGAGAAAGUGGCAGAGGCCGCACCGCCCCCGCCUCCGCACUUCGCAGAGACUUUCCCAAGUCUGCCGGUCCUCCCAGCAGAUAACAGCAACUCGGGCCCCUCGGGAUGCCAAACUUGGGCAGAACGCAGCUGCUUGGGCUGCUCAGGCAACCUUGCGGAGGGAAAGGUGUACAGCUCGGACGAGGAGAAGCUGGAGGCCCCGGCAGGAGACCCAGCUGGCAGUGAUCAGGAGGAAGAGGGCUCAGGCGGUGACAGUGAGGACGACGCUUUCCUGGACACUUCCGCAGGGGGACCGGGGGCUCUUCUGGGACCUAAACCAAAGCUGAAGGGCAGCUUGGGGACUGGAGCCGAGGAGGCGACCCCAGUAGCAACAGGGGUCACAGCUCCCGGAGGCAAGAGCCGGCGGCGGCGCACAGCAUUUACCAGCGAGCAGCUGUUGGAAUUGGAAAAGGAAUUUCACUGCAAAAAGUACCUGAGCCUGACCGAGCGCUCCCAGAUUGCCCACGCCCUCAAGCUCAGCGAGGUGCAGGUCAAGAUCUGGUUUCAGAAUCGCAGGGCCAAGUGGAAGCGCAUCAAGGCUGGCAAUGUGAGCAGCCGCUCCGGGGAACCCGUGCGGAACCCCAAGAUAGUCGUGCCCAUUCCCGUGCACGUCAACAGGUUUGCUGUGCGAAGCCAGCACCAGCAGAUGGAGCAGGGUGCCCGGCCUUGAUGGCUCCAAGGACUUGGGAAAGCUGCACAGCCCUGCUGGGAGAACCCUGUUCCGGACACCUUGAGGACCAGGGGGCCAUAGUGCAUUGGGAAUUCUGGUUCUGUUCGCCAGGGAGCCCCUGCGGACCAGGGUGGGCUGUAGGACCCCUGGGACCAGAAAGAGGAACCCAGUGUGGCCCCUGGCCAAGUGGAUCGCAGCUCUUAUUUAUUUUGUGUAAAGUUUGUACAUAUGGAGCCAUGCCUCUGCAUCCAAGAGAGGGACUGGGAAGCUGUUUCUUUGGUCCCCAGCCAGAAACCCUUGCAUCCUUCUACUGUGGGGUGGGGCACACUCUAUAGCAUCAGGAUGGGCAGAAAUGAGAUGGAACGGUGGUGUCAUGCCCCAGGCAGCCCUCCAUGCCCUCAUCAUGUAAACUACCUCCACACUCCGCUCUCUCCUCCCACCCCUGUAGCUCCCACUGCAGUCCAGCCACUUGGCGCUCCCUCUCCCCUUCUCACAUGCAAGCUCCUCCCAUUUCAGCAUCCUUCUCUUGGGAAGGGUGGACAGGCUCUGGGGAUGCAGGUUCGCUGCCCUCUGGGUUUAGUAGG